AAAAAACAACAAUCUCCCCUCGACUAGAGGACACCACUGGAUGUUAACGACUGUGAAACCUUCAUUAAAAAAGAGUUACGUUCUCAUAAAAGUUUUACAACUGUUAAUUUGUUCUCGGAGGAAGGCGGCAUCCUGAAYAGGGUGGUCGUGACAAGAUGGCUACUAUGGAGUGGGACGAACAUCAGGCCUACGAGGAGCUGCUGUACUGGGACAGUCUGAUCCAACAGGGCAUCAGCCUGGUUCCUGAGGAUUUUAACAGAUUCGAGGAGUUGCGUUACUGGUACGACUGCCUGUUUUACGAAGAGGAGCUGAGACAGUACCAUGAGUACAUUGCUUCUAUAGAAAAUGCUGAGGGUCUACAUGAUCAGGGGCCUGAACUGUUGUCUGAAAAUGUUUCGAAAAAAGAUCAGAAGGCCCCCGGUCCACACGAUCACGUUAUAAUGGCCAAACACUCCGAAGUGUACCCCUCAGCAGAAGAGCUGGAGCUUGUGCAGACAGUAGUUUCCCAUGUCGAGUGUGCCCUCAAGAGUGUUUCUGACCAGAUAGAUGGCAUAAAAAAUGACAGUGAAGCUGCAGAGACUGGGAGUUCAAACAGUGAAAACCGUAUCUUGCGUGGAGUUAUGAGGAUUGGCCUGGUCGCCAAUGGACUCCUACUGAAAGGAGACGAGGACCUGGAUCUGGUGUUGCUCUGUUCCAGCUGGCCUACAGGCACUCUGCUGAAACAAGUGGCUGAGAAGUUAACAAAACAGCUGGAGAUCAUUUCUGUUGGAACCUACAUGGUCAUCCCAACUCCUCAGGAUGCUACUAUUCUUGUGAAACGUACCAAGUUCUCGGUGCCGACUCUUUCUAUCCACCUGACCUCGCCUUGUGUCAGGAAAACGCAGACGGGAGAAGUAGAAACGCAAACAGUCGACGAACCGCCGGACAUGCUGGACAGGCAGAAAUGCCUCUCUGCCUUGGCGUCUCUUCGCCACGCCAAGUGGUUUCAGGCUAAGCUUAGCGACAAGAAUUCAGUCAUCGUCGUGAUCCGGGUCUUGAGGGAUUUGUGUAAACGUUUUCCCUCCAUGGAGCCCCUCUCAGGAUGGCUUCUGGAUCUGCUGGUAGAGAGGGUCGUCAGCACAGCAAAUAAAGAACUGGACGUAGGCGAAGUCUUCCGCAGAUUUUUUGAGUGCAUCUCCUCUGGAAUCCUCUUAGAAGAUUCCCCGGGCAUUAAAGACCCGUGUGAGAGGGAAGACAUGGAUGUUGCUUCGUCUCUGACUGUGCAGCAACGUGAAAACAUCACAAAGACCUCUCAGCUCAUCCUGAGGAUGUUUGCYUUUGGAAAGGUGAGCACGGUGUUUGGGGUUACUCGCAAAUUCUUCAGGCAACUAAAAUCUCUGCCUUUUACAGUCAGCAGCAGUGAGGGUUCAGUUUACCUGGGACCAUCUCCCCCAGAGCCUCCCCCAUUAAAGAGACCAUACUCGGAGCUACAGGAUCAGGGGGAGUACAGUCACAGCUUCAAAAAGCAAAAAAUGGACAACUUUGAAGAGAACCUGCCUAGGAUAUUAUUCACAAACGAUCCAAACGUAAACUCUGUGAUGCGCCUCAACCAUUACAACCCUCACCUGGAGUACCGGUUUAUAUCUCAAACUGGCCCGACCCACGUACCGGUCUUCAAGAUGGCUGUGGAUGUGAACGGGAAGACCUACGAAGAGACGGGACCGAACAAACGAGCUGCCAAACUCAACCUCGCGGCCAAGGUUCUGCAAGAUCUCGGCCUUCCAACAGGCAUGAGAACUAGGCCGGAGUACACCGGUGGUGGUCCUGCUGAGACCAAGAAACCAGRUGAUGCUAAUGCCCCAGCUGACGCUAAUGCCCCAGCUUCUACUGCAGAUCCGAAUGGUCAGGGUCCCAUCUUAACUAAAAACGGCAAAAACCCCGUGAUGGAGCUGAACGAGAAACGCCGCGGACUGAAGUACGAGGUGAUUAAACACAAAGGAUUCAACCGUCUGAAGUGCUUCGUCAUACAGGUGGAGGUCGAUGGUCAGAUGUUCACAGGGAAAGGGCUCAAUAAGAAGGAGGCGAAGGCCUACGCUGCCCUCGCUGCUUUGGAGAAGCUGUUCCCAAAUAACAGAAGCUCUUCGGCUGACAAAGACAAGCCUGAGAAGAAGAAGGCCACUUACACUGACAUGCACGUCCCAGGAUUUGGCAUCAUCCGUGGCAUUCCGUCAGACACCGYGACCCGUGGCUGGGGUCCCAACAGAGGGGGCCGCGGCAGGGGCCGGGGCCAAGGUGGACCUUUUCCCCCAGGACCAAGCUAUAACAUGACCAACUACAGCUAUGAGGGCAGCUCUGGCUCCGGCUAUCAUAAACUGUACGGCAACGCCGCAGGAAAAGCCCCUGCUAUGGGUGGUAUGGUUGGACCGGGCAGCAGCUUCAGCACAUCUUACCCCCUGAGCGCCAUGUCCUCCUCGGCGCCGGUUUUAGCCUCCAGCAGUGCCAAGGCAGAAGGCUUCCAUUCGAUGCCUCCUCCUGUGGAUCAGCAGAGCCCCUACAGCUACGGGUACGGAGGCGAGAAGAAGAAGAUGCUGAUCCAGAGUCGGAAUUCAGGGGAAGAUUUCUCCGUCUACAGCACAGCGUAUCCCAGUUCAGUCACAGGAGGACACAGCUACAAUAGUUCUGGGUGGGGGAACCAGUCGUCCUGGGGGAAUCAGCAUGGAUUUGGCUCUGAAGGAUAAAACCAGAGCUUUUCUGGACACAACACAACUUUCUGAUCCUCGAACCUCACACUGCUGUCUUUUAAUCUUCAGCCGGGAUCCAGAAAAAACACAUCUGUUAACAGAACCGUUUUUGGUGAAACUGUUGCGUUGCUCUUUUGUUUUAAUCACCUGAUAUAUGUAGUUUUUUGACACCAGAUUGUCAGUAAAGUUUACUUUUUUUAGCUUCUGUAUCAGUUUAUCAGCAGAAUGUGAUUGAGUCGAGGCUGCUUGUAGUUUUGAAAUAAAUGUUUAUCAUUGUCAUUAAGACGCUCCAAACUUUCUUUACAGAAUGACCGGUUGUUUGCGUACACUCUGUAAUUUUCAGUUUCCUUGAAAGAUUAUUGAACAUUAAAGCUGUCYGCUGAG
Molecule: messenger RNA, 3104 nt
Organism: Austrofundulus limnaeus
Lineage: Eukaryota; Metazoa; Chordata; Actinopteri; Cyprinodontiformes; Rivulidae
Product: interleukin enhancer-binding factor 3
Exons: 21
Coding region: 156-2717 (853 amino acids)
Cellular component (GO): precatalytic spliceosome
Molecular function (GO): single-stranded RNA binding; double-stranded RNA binding
Source: RefSeq, a predicted model, not a curated record